Molecule: messenger RNA, 1270 nt
Organism: Dentiscutata erythropus
Lineage: Eukaryota; Fungi; Glomeromycota; Glomeromycetes; Diversisporales; Gigasporaceae
Source: the annotation of a GenBank genome assembly
GCUUUCCAGUCCUGUUGUUGAUGAAUCCGGAGAUUGGAAUAACAUUUCAGAGUUUAUAUCAGUACACUCUACCGUCUUCCAAAAGCCUUUGGCCACCGAAUACACUAAAGAAAAUUAUUCCACGUCAUAUAUUGUUUGUUGGGUUGCCGAGCCUCUAGAUGAAUCGGUCAUGGAAAAGAUUUCAAAUCUGUUUGAUGAUAAGUUUGGUCUCAUAUACCAUCUGGUGAAUGCCGAUGAAAUGGGUGGUAGCUGCAAUGAUCAUUAUGAAGCCACAAGCGAGACAUUGACCAAAAAUUUCGGCGGACAUAUCAAUAUGUCAUAUUCGAAAACUACUGGAAACUUUGAAGAUUCCGGAAGAAACGAGAAAAAUGCUGAUGUUGAUGAUGAUAUUGAUGAUAGUGAUGACAAUGGUGACGAUGAUGACGAUGACGAUGAUGACGACGAUGGUAGCGUAGACCCAGAUCCCAAAUAUUAUAGUUAUAGAUUUAUUAAGGUUUCGUCUGAGGGUAGAAUCGAAAAUGAGGAUAAAUUUCAAAAUUUCAAUAUUACUAUUGAUAUUUGGGCAAACAGCGAACAAGAUCCCCACACAAGAAUGAAUACUUUGAAAUUUAAAAUCAAAUUAAAAAAUUGUGGUGUUUCAGAAUUUCUAAGUAAACAGUGCUCAUUUCUUGAAAGCUAUAUUUGUUACUAUCUUGAUUCGCUUGAAAUCGGUGUCUCUCCGAUUCCAACUGAAUCUAACGAUAAAUCCAGUAUCAUCAUGUUAAAUGAACAACAUCUUCCACGAAAGCUUAACUACGCUAUAAAUGUCUCAAAAGGCUAUGAUAAUUAUUUAAGUAUUCAAGCGGCAGCAGUACCGCUAAAAGUGACGGCUAGUUUUGGUAAAAAAAAUAGCCGAAACGCUAUGACAACAUUAAACGAAUGGGACUUGCACGACGAAUAUAAUGAAACUAAAGGUGUAAAAUGGUCUUAUCGAUUUAGCGGCAAUGAAAUAUACGAUAGUGGAGAACAUAUAGAAAGCAUUCACGCCGGAGAAACCCAUUCUGGUGAUUGGUAUAUUAUGGAUAAAAUGGGAGGUUUUCGUAUUACUGUUUCUCAAGUGCUUGGUUGUAAAAACAAGAAGCUUUUUUCUCAGACUCCAGAGCUGAUAAAACAGUAUCCUAAACUUGUUCAUAAACUCGAGAUUUCUUUUAAGAAAAUUAAAGGUUUCAAUCACGAUUUUGCAAAACGAAAUGGUGCACAACGCGCCAUAUCAUAUCCCGAAAACUCCUAA